AUAUCUUUCUCUUUACAGAGUAGAUUGUCAGUACAAUAAUUUUUAUCUUGAACUCGAUAAAUUUUUAUUCUCUACUCUGGUUAGUGAGGGUCCCGGUGCUGUUAUAAUAUACACAGCAUCGCCAUGUCACAUCAGAGGAAGAUGCUACAUCGCAACGGGGGCUCGGGUAACACCAACAGAGGGGGGGGAGGUGGUGGCAGUGGCGGACAGGUGCACACGAGAUCAACGGCCCUUCAUGCUACAAAGAAAGAACAAAGUCGAGGCCAGACCGCACUUUCCGACCAGCCGACGCAGUCUGUUCCUGUGCAGCAGUCUCAAGAUUCUGCGUCGAGGAAAUCCAACAUGAAACCUCUGUCCCAAGAGCCGCCAAAUAAGAGAGCGCCCUAUGAAACCGAACUGCAUUAUUAUGCUACGAAUUACCACCAUCCAAAGCUAGACCAGCGGUACCAGGGCCAUCACCAGAUGGUGCCGCCGCAGUACGCACCGCAGAACUAUCCGUACUACAACUAUGUGAUUCACACGUAUCAGAAUAUGUACCCGCCUCAGUCGGGCAUGCAUGCAACGGUGCCAAAUUCACAGAUAGUGUUUGACGACCAGCCCAACGUCCUGCCUGGGCUUCACGCCGAUUCGUCUCAAUCUUACUAUGAAAAGAUGCAUCCUACGCAUAUGUUGGUGCCGACGAAGCAGAGCGCGGGAUACUCUGGUUCAGCUGCGAUGCCCAAGGGUCCGAUAUAUUCGAAAAUGCCUCCCCCACCUUCUUCAGCGCCUCGAUAUGGCACUGCUCAUUUGGGCGAGCCCCCUGCUUUUGUCAAGCCGUCUACCAAGUUCACGCCCGCGCCCAAAAGGCCGUUGAGGUUUGUGGACCCUAAUACUAAGACGUACGUUAGCAUUGAUGACGAUGCUCAGCCAGCUUCUAAGCCCUCGGAACCUCCGGCCUCCGCGAGCGUUCCGAAAUCCUCGGCGGGCGUGUGCGUCUUUGAAAUAGACGAGGGAGGAGAGGAAAUCGGUCUCGCCCCUCCAAUUACCAGAAAGAAGUUGAUCAUCAAGAGAUCGGGGACGUACUCAGAACCGCCUUCGCACGAUCCGUUGGUUGCCGACGCAGGAGGCGACGCCGUUCCGCAGCAGACGGCGGAAGGAGCACGGCCUCGAUCGCCGGAAACAAGGAGUGAAGAGGCGCCCUCUCAGACCGCGGCCGAACCGACCUUGGCCGAGAGACUAGAGACAGAAUCGGCGGAGACCGAACACGUAGCAACGCUCGAAGAGAAGCCUGAAGAGGCGCCCGAAGAGGAGAAGCGCGAAGCGACGCCCGGAGAGGUGGUGCGCGAAGCGGCGCCCGAAGAGGAGAAGCGCGAAGCGGCGCCCGAAGAGGUGGUGCGCGAAGCGAUGCCCGAAGAGGUGGCGCGCGAAGCGAUGCCCGAAGAGGUGGUGCGCGAAGCGGCGCCCGAAGAGGUGGUGCGCGAAGCGGCGCCCGAAGAGGUGGCGCGCGAAGCGAUGCCCGAAGAGGUGGUGCGCGAAGCGGCGCCCGAAGGGGGGGUAUCAGAAGACGCGGCGAGUUCUGAAGGUUAUGGCGACGCGAAAUCCGCCCCUGCGGACGUUGCGAUACCCGGUGGGGAGGUGAUGAGCCCCCGCAAAGAGAGCGAAGAAGACAUCACGGAAGGGCAGGACACGAAGGCAGAAGAUUUUGCCGAGUCUUCUCGAGAAGAAGCGGCGGAUUCGGGUCGUUCCAGCAUUGAUGAAGGUGAAGAUGAAGAAAGGGGUUUUGAGAUUGUGUAUCCUCCUGAUACGUGGUCACCUUCUAACCCGACGGGAAAGAAGAUCUACGAUCGGGAUUUCAUUAUGCAAUUCCAGCAUUUGGUGAAGAUCAUACCGUCCAUUCAGAUUCCGGAAGAGAUAUCUCAGAGCAACAGCUCGAGAGGAGGCUACGGAGGAGGGCAUCGGGACGGGUUUUUCGGAGGCUCCAGGGGUCGGUAUUACACUCGCCCGUUCCAGGACAAGGUGCCGAGUGGCCGAGAGGGAAAGAAUGUGCAAGAUUCGAGAGGCCGAGCGAACCGGGAGCGGGAAAGCGUGAGAAGCGGUUCUAAGGACGGUUUUGCCGGGAAAAAAGGUCGGUCGGGCACUCGCCAACAGGACCACCGUUCGGGCGCUAGCGGAGGAUAUUCGUCGACUCCAAAGGAUCGCUGGUCUAAGACGAGACCUUAUCAAGCGUCGAACGACGCGGACGAGCUGGAACAGUCGACUCGCCUGUUCCGUGGAAUUCUGAAUCGUAUCGCGCCUGACAGUUUUGAUAUGUUGACAGAGAAGAUUUGUGACAACCAAGUGACCAACAUCGAAACCCUGGUGAAGCUCGUGGACAUCAUCACCGAAAAGGCGUUGAUAGAAACAAAAUUUUCUUCUUUGUAUGCCAAGUUAUGCAAGGAAUUGAAUGCCAAAUUACCGCCUUUGAAAAACCACCUUGGCGAGGAGCAGACCCUCUGUCGCAGCAUCCUGAACAAGUGUCAAUACGAAUUUGAGCUGAGGGUUCCGCCAACGCCCAUUCCGGACAGCAUCGUCGAUCCCGAACAACGCCUGGACAUGGAACUUGCGGAGGCGAAACGACACGAUAAAAUUAUGGGCUUGAUUCGAUUUAUCGGCGAGUUAUUCAACGAAAAGGUCUUGAAGCGGUUCGCUAUUCACAUCUGCAUCAAGAGUCUGUUGAGCACGAUAACCGAGGACAACCUGGAGCAGCUCUGUCUCCUCCUGACGACGACCGGAGCCAAUCUCGCUACCUACGAGAACAACACGGUCGCGGAGGGGGCCAUCGCAAAAUUCAAAGAAAUCAUCAACUCUAACGACAUACAGAUCAGCUCGCGCAUCCGAUGCCUCAUACAAGACGUGGUUGACCUGUCCGAAAACCAGUGGAAGCUACGGGGCGCCGCGGCUAACGUGAUGGUCCCAAUGAAACUCAGUGAAGUCCACAAAGACAUUGAAAGAAAAGCGCGUGAAAAAGAGCAACAGCUAUUUUUAGAUCGCAAGCAAACCUCCGGCAAAUUCUCUUCGAGACCCGCUCCCGUUAUCAGCAGUCCCCACCAAGGUCUCUCGAACGCCUCUUCCAAGCACCGACAACAUGGCAACUCGAUUCUUGCCGGCAGUUCGUCGUCUCGAAACUCGUUCAAAUCCCUCUCCCCGGCCGCCCAAAUACCACCCAACCGUCAAGCGGCCCCCGCUUCUCAGUCAGGCGGUGGACGACAGUACCCCUCCAGACCGUCCUCGAAGACCUCUGAUAUCUCCCCCUCUUCCGCCUCCACUAAGAAAAUUAACAUGUUUGCCUCUCUGUGCGAGGAAGAGGAGGUCGAACUCCCCGAACGACAACCGCCUCUCUCGGCAGACACCGCCGAAGCCGCUCCUAUCGAUCACUCCGAGGAAAUGGACGAUCUCAUCAAGGAGUUCAUAGAAGAAGGUCAACCACUCGACUUUAUCAAAUCUGUCCAAGAAUUCCCUCCAAAUAAACUCCCCGACUUUAUCUGUCAACUCGUCGUUCAAACCCUCGAAAAAAGCAAAGAACAAGUGUGUCAGUGGGCCGCUGAAGCCCUCUCCCUCCUCCUAAAACAAGUACACGCAGAAAAAAUACUCGAUGGAUUGACUCAGUUUUUCCACAAUCAACUAAGCGACAUAAAAGUCGACGUCCCAAAAGCCGACAUCUUCGCCGCCUGCAUCAUAACACCCCUCGUCCAAGACCAGUGCCUCACCAUGAAGGAUAUUGACCACUUCCUAGAGCCCCACAAGUCCAACAAACCCCUGAUUUUGAACUUCUUUGGCACCUUCUGGAGCACCCUCUCCAAGCGCGAUAUCGCUCGCGCUCGACAAAUCUUAAAACAAAACGAAUUCCGCCUAGAAAAGUGGUUCCCAGAUCGCCACGAAUUCAUCGACAAAUACCAACUAACCGAACUGUUCGAAAUGACCUGAUACCCAAAAACAACCGUUUACACGACAUUUAUGUACAAUAUAUACGUUAUACACGAAUUUGACCCUCG
Molecule: messenger RNA, 4010 nt
Organism: Schistocerca gregaria
Lineage: Eukaryota; Metazoa; Arthropoda; Insecta; Orthoptera; Acrididae
Product: eukaryotic translation initiation factor 4 gamma 3-like
Exons: 2
Coding region: 124-3942 (1272 amino acids)
Molecular function (GO): protein binding; translation initiation factor activity; RNA binding
Source: RefSeq, a predicted model, not a curated record